UCAUCAAAGAAGCAAACCCCCAACUCCUUUAUUUCUCUGCCUGUUUACAGUAUAUGGAAAGAUGUGUUUAAGUUUCCUGUAGGUCUAACACUGGAUAAUGAUGCUUCCAGAGAGAAAGCUGUAGGUUCCAGAUGCAGCCAGUUUCUUUUGGAAUUCACUCAUUGGGAGCCUGGCACUAUCCCCUAAAUGGUACUUCUGUUGUCUUUUUGUUCAAGACAGCAAGUUUCUUCCAGGAAGAAACUGCCUGCUGACAUCCCUUGAUAAACAAUACACCAGCCUCUUGGUAGAUGAAAUGUUUAAUAAUUAGCCUAACUCAUUGUUUAUCUAAAGAGCAAUUAUCACUACAAUGAAAUAAUAUUUUAAGAGCAUUAGGGACAGAUCCUAAGGAGCAGCUACAGGCAGGGCAUGGCUGGCAGAGCUUCCUGUACUCAGAGGAGAAGACCACUCCAUCCUGGCUGUCAGAUCUCUAAGUCUGAGAUGCCGCCAUUAGAUGCUGCUCCAAAGACCUAAAGGAAUGUGCCCAUGAGAAGUGUACAGUCCCUUUAACUGAGGCUCAAUGGCCCAGCAAAAUAUGAAAGUACGGCCUGUGCUUCUAAAGCGCAACAGCCUAGAGUCCGUAGAGUUUGUGAAACCACCGCACCACCGCAGGUGCAAGUCUCAGCAGGUGCGAUUCAAAGAAGAUGGGGCCAGUAAGACUCCUCCUGGCCUAGCUGAAGUUGACGUCCAAACAUCUGCCGACCCAACUGUGAUGGACAAGAAUCCAGCACCCAGGCACCAUCACCCUCCCACCUACUCGCUCUCCUUUCCCAGGUCCCAGAAGGCAGGGGGUUUUCGGAACAUUGCCAUCCAAACCUCCCCCAGUCUCAGGAAGCAUUUCCCAGUGUUCAAAAGGAAGAGACUAACAGCCAGCAAGUCGCUGGUAGAAAUGCCAACAGCAUCCCAAAGUGCCAUCCAGGUCAACGGCAACCUCUCCGAACAGGAUAUUGUGUCUUCUGACCUUGCUUACUUAAGGCUGGCUCAGCAUCUGGAGGAUGGGCCUCGAAGGGUCAAGGUGUCCCAUCCAUUUCUCCCUAAAAUGUCCAAGGUGCAAAGCAAUGGCCCAGUUAGCAUAUGCUUGGAAGCAGGGAUGUGGAGAGCCUCAGAAAAGGCAACAGCUGCCAUUCAGGUCCCAGAUGAUAUUUAUCACAGUCCUACCUGGGCAGCUGGAGAGUCCACUGCCAGCCCAGACAGGUGUGCUGAAAUAAGCAACUCCAUAUCCCCUUUGGUUGACAUGUGUCCAGAUGAUGGGAGAAGAGUGGUGUCAUCAGAUUCAGAAAGAUUGCCCUCCUGCUUAAAUGCCACCAGCGGUGCCGAUCACAUUCCAGGCACAGGGAAGCUUACACCUGAAUUGCUUUUGCCCAAAGGUGACUCUGAUGAUAAGGACCUUGGCUCAUUGUCAUCCCGGACAAAGGAAAUGUGUGUUGCUUCACCUCCACAGAUUCGCCGCUGCUCUUCACAGGAAUCCCACAGCCAGCUAGCCCACCAAGGCGGGGCUUCAGAAUGUCCAUCAAGUAGUGGUCACCAGGACCUAUCACCCAAACCUGACAGUGCAUCAAAAUUUGCCCCCUUGUGUCAGGAGCAGGUGGGGAAGAACCCCACACAGCCAGACACCUCAGAGAUUCGAAAUUGUCCAGGAAGCAAUCACCUUCCGUCCUUUCUUCCAAGGAUGGAGGCCAAACUUCAGGGCAACAGGGAGAUCGGGGGGAUUCACCAGAUUCACCUGGCACGGGGUGAACUCUGCGACCUCCAAGGCAGGCUACAAUCUGUGGAGGAAUCUUUACACUCCAACCAAGAGAAAAUUAAAGUCCUUUUGAAUGUAAUUCAAGACUUGGAGAAAGCUCGAGCUCUGACAGAAGGGCGCAACUUUUAUCGAACUGGCCAAGAUCUCAACAAUUGCAGCACCUGCCAGAACACGGCAUGCAUCAUAUACAGUGUAGAAUAUGAUUUUCGACAGCAAGAAGGCAGGUUCCAUGAAGUUUUACAGAGUCUGGAAGAAGUCGAACCAGUUGAGGAGGCAUCUCCUCCCCCAAAAUCCCUAGCAGAACCCCCAGUCCUGGAGAAACAGGAUUUGAGACGGAAAACCAAGAAGGUGAAGAAAAAAUGUUUUUGGUGGAUCUGACUUUGUUGGGACCAUUCAAUAACUGGCUACCUGAGGUGGGAAACCACUGGCUAUGGCCUUCCCUACUUCUUAGAGAAGAAGUCUCUAGACCUGCAAGACAGGAAAGACCCAGGCUGGUUUAGCUGCUGCUGGACCCCUGACCACCAGCCUCAUCCGUCUGAGUGCCACUGCUGGCUGAGGACUUCAUGGACCCCAGAGUGACCACUCGCUGUGUUCUCUGUUAUACACACCAGGCCACAUCCUAGUUUGCUGGCCUAUAUCCCUACCAUGAGCAGCCCCCUUGGCGCUUUCCAACUGCUCUGUGAUGCUAAGUCCUUUCUUCCCAUCCUGGGUUCACCAUCCCAAAGGAAGCAAAGAAAAAAAUGCUAUGCAGAUCUGGAAGAUAGAAGAGAGUAAUAAGCAAAUGCCCCCCCAAAUAAUUAAAGACAUAAAUUAGUGAUUUUUUUAAAUGGGGGGGGGGUAAGUAACACAAUGGAAGUGAGCAUGGUAUAAAAAUGCAAGAUUAUAUUUGUGAGUUGGGUCAUUUUUGGUUUUAAUCAGUUCUUGAUUGAGACCAAAUCAAGGAUUUGUCAUUUCAUACUAUGUGAGACGUACAGUCUGCACCAGAGUACAGUUAUUCCAGGAAUAAGGAAUUGUGACUAUCUGGUGUGUCUCAGACUGGCUUGCAAAUGGGUGGAGUCUGAUUUGGGUUUGAACUUUAAGACUCCAGUUAAUUCCCCUAAAGUAUUUUUCAUGAAAUCCCAUAGCCUGUCUGUCCUUGUCAUCUCACCAGCAACAUAAGCAAGAUUAAGAUAAGACACAACAUUGGUUCUCACCCAUUCAUCCCUGCAACAGCCUUGUAGAUAGGAUCAAAAGUAUAUUAAUCUAUACAUUCUCUUUCCCUGACCAGGCAAUGGUCACCUGAUUGAAGAAGCAGGACUGGAGAUAAGGAUUAUAU
Molecule: messenger RNA, 3095 nt
Organism: Condylura cristata (star-nosed mole)
Lineage: Eukaryota; Metazoa; Chordata; Mammalia; Eulipotyphla; Talpidae
Gene: INSYN2B
Product: family with sequence similarity 196, member B
Exons: 3
Coding region: 557-2158 (533 amino acids)
Biological process (GO): inhibitory postsynaptic potential
Cellular component (GO): postsynaptic density
Source: RefSeq, a predicted model, not a curated record